Camelina sativa (false flax) is the source of this 1182-nucleotide messenger RNA. NCBI's taxonomy places the organism in Eukaryota, Viridiplantae, Streptophyta, Magnoliopsida, Brassicales, Brassicaceae. The record is from RefSeq and is a predicted model, not a curated record.
AUGGCCUCCAAACAAACCAUUAUCUCUCCCUAUGUUAACAUUAACGAGAUCAAUCCUGCUCUGGAUCACUACAAGAUUAGGGUUCGUGUGAUAAAACUUUGGAAAGCAUUCAAAUCCCUGCAGAUGGUUUUAGUCGAUGAUGAGGGAACAAGAAUUCACGCGUCUAUUGAGGAUGCAUUGGUGAAGAAAUUUCAUAACCAGAUCAAUAUUGGUGACUCAAAAAUAAUCGAUACUUUCAGUUUGGUCGAUUAUGACGAUGUGGUGGGCCAAAUUGCUGGUGUUGGUUCUCUUGAUAACAUAAAAACUAAAGGAAAAGACAAUGUGAAGAUAACUUUUGACUUGCAAGAUUUAAGUGGUGACCGAUUAAGUUGUACAAUAUGGGGUGAUCUUGCUAGAACUUUUGAAGCUUCUAUAAAAGAACACAAAGACUCGGUUGUAGUGUGUGUGAUUAGAUUUGCAUGUUUGAAAGAGUGGAAAGGGAAUUACAGUGUAUCAAAUGCAUUCAACACCACAGAUAUUCACUUAAAUCCGUCAAUUCCCGCAGUCGAAAAAUUCCGACAAAUGAUGCCAAACACUAGCGUUGUUGAGUUGGUUCACAAUGAGGAGAAUAUACAGCCAAAGGUUCGUACAUGUGUGACAAUUGGAACGAUCUGUUCGGUUGAGACAGUGCCUAAGUGGUAUUACAUUGCAUGCAAAGAAUGUAGAAAGAAGGUUCAACCAUAUCCACUAGAAUCUGACAAGGGGAAAAAACGUCUUUAUAGUUGUGGUGUUUGCGAUGACGAUGUCAAAGAAGUUGAUUACAAGUAUAAACUCAUACUACACGUUUCGUAUGGAAAUUCUCCAAAGAUUAAGCUGCUUUUUUUUUAUGGUCUAGCCCAACUAUUCGUAGGUAAAAAGGCUGAUGAAUUAGUUUCUCAAAUUGCCGAGAGUGACAAGGCUUCUUAUGUUGUUGCAAAGUUUUGGGAAAAAAAAGAUAUGGUCAACCAGUUUGUCAAGGAAACUUACAGAAAGGCUAAUGAUAAUUAUCAAGAACUAGAAUCAGAUGAACAAAUUCUAGAACUUACGUCGGAGGAAUCAACAUCUCUUUCGUCAAAGAGGGAGCUGUCUGGAAUCAAUGAAGAAGUCGUACAAGGUCAUAGCAUGACUACUAGGAAGAGGAUCAAGAUUGAAAAGCAAACUUAG